Condylostylus longicornis is the source of this 3296-nucleotide messenger RNA. Its product is annotated as putative metabolite transport protein HI_1104. The coding region runs from base 387 to 2117 and encodes 576 amino acids. Gene Ontology annotation, biological process: transmembrane transport. Gene Ontology annotation, molecular function: transmembrane transporter activity. The transcript is spliced from 4 exons. Gene Ontology annotation, cellular component: membrane. NCBI's taxonomy places the organism in Eukaryota, Metazoa, Arthropoda, Insecta, Diptera, Dolichopodidae. The record is from RefSeq and is a predicted model, not a curated record.
UUGAUCGGACGUAUAAAAAAAAAAAAAUUUUUUAAAAUAAAAUAUUGUUAUUUAGUUUAAGUUUUAUUAUUUUUUUUUCAAAAAUAAUUUAAAAAUUAAAUAAAAGAAUAAUAAUAAAGAAAAUUAAUAUAAAUAAAAAUUUAAAGAAUUAUAAUUAAAUUUUAUGAGUAUUAAAAAAAAAGUUCGAAUAUUUCCGGAAUUGUGAUUGAGAUUUUAAAAUAAUUAAAAAAAGAUAUUCAAAAAAAUUAAUAAAAUUAAAAAAUAAAAAAUAAGGAAUUUUUUUAAAGGAUAACAUUAAAAAUCAAUAUUUUUUUGUUUGUAUUUUACUCAAAUUGGAAUAAAAAAUUAAUUUUAAUAUAGAAAGAAAAUAAUAUAACGUUAUAAAUAUGAUAAAUAUGAAUCUAGGUCGAUAUUAUGACUAUUAUGUAUUAGGUAUUUUAACAAUCGGUUAUAUAUUAGGAGAAUUAGGGCAUUAUCUAAUUGGUGUUACAUCAAAACAAACAGCAAUUGAAUUAGAUUAUGGUGAUCAUGCUUGUCAACAAAAUCAUACAGAAUAUGCAACACAUAUGCUGCCAACAGCAUGUUCUAAAGCAAUGAAUGAAUCAAGUUGUUACGAAUUAAUAAUUGACGAUGCACCAUAUUGUGAAUGGAAUUAUAAUGGACUUGGAAUUGCUUAUCAAUUAUUAGCUGGACCAGCUUUUAUAUUCGUUUUUACAAUAGCUGGUGUAUUUUUAGGAUUUGCAGCUGAUAAAUAUCACAGAGUUAGACUUUUAACUAUAUGUGUUUUAGUAUUUUCGGUUGCUAUUAUUUUACAAGGUUCCGUUCAAACUUAUUGGCAAUUAGUUAUUUUAAGAAUGAUAAUGGCAGCUGGUGAAUCUGGAUGCAAUCCAUUGGCAACUGGAAUAAUGUCAGAUAUUUUCCCAGAAAAUAAACGUGCUUUAGUAAUGGCAAUAUUUAAUUGGGGUAUUUAUGGUGGAUAUGGUAUCGCUUUCCCAGUUGGUCGUUAUAUUACAAAAUUAAAUAUUGGUGAUUUGGGUUGGCGUGUAUGUUAUUAUGGUACUGGUGUAUUAGCUGUUAUAUUUGGUAUAUUAACUGGUACAACAAUAAAAGAACCUGAACGUAAAUCAAUUGGUGAAAAUGAAAAUAAUAAAGAUAGUGAAACAAAUGUAUCAUUAGUUAAAGUAUUAUUACAACCAAGAAUGGUUUUAUUAAUGAUAGCCGCAUCAAUACGUCAUUCUGGUGGAAUGACAUUUGCAUAUAAUGCCGAUUUAUAUUAUAAUCAAUAUUUUCCGGAUGCUGAUUUAGGAUGGUGGUUAUUUGCAGUUACAAUUGGUAUUGGUGGUAUUGGUGUUGUUGUUGGUGGUAUUGUUUCAGAUAAAAUUGUAUCAAAAAUGGGUAUUAGAUCAAGAGCAGCAUGUUUAGCAUUAAGUCAAUUGAUAGCAACUGUACCAGCAUUUGGUUCUGUUUAUUUUGGACCAUUAUGGGCAAUGAUAACAUUAGCAUUAAGUUAUUUCUUUGCUGAAAUGUGGUUUGGUAUUGUAUUUGCUAUUGUUGUUGAAAUUGUUCCAUUGAAAUUCCGUUCAACUACAAUUGGUGUAUUUUUAUUUGUAAUGAAUAAUAUUGGUGGUAAUUUACCAAUAUUAGUUGAUCCAGUUGCAAAAUUAAUUGGUUACAGAGGUGCUAUUAUGAUAUUUUAUGCUGGUAUGUAUGGUAUCAGUUCAAUAUUAUUCUUUUUGGUAAUGUUCCUAUUAGAUGGUAAAACAACAACUUCAAAUGAUAAACAAGUUGAUAAUCAACAGCAACAACAAAAAGAUAGAAAUAUUUUAAGUAAUAAUGGUGGUAUACCAUUGAAUGGUUUAACUGGACAUGAUAAUAAAGUAUUUAUGAAUGAUGAACAUUUAAAUCAACAUAAUAAUCCUGAUCAUCACAAUAAUUAUAAUAUGCAACACUUUUUAAAUCAACAACCACCACCAUAUUAUAACAUUAAUAAUUCAUCACCAAAUGGUCAUAACAGUAGUAAACCAUAUUCACAUGUUAAUUCAAUAACAAUUGAUAUUCACGGACAAGAAAAACCUGGACCAUUAGAUAGACCACCAUUUGAAAGUAGUAAACUGUGAUGAAUUUUUAAAAGUUUUAUUAUUAUUUUGUGAAUAAUUUUAUUAUUUUUUUUUUUUUUGUUAUAAAUAUCUUCAUAUAGAUAUGUUUUGUAUAGUAUUAGAAAAACAAUAAUAUUUUUAUGUUCAGUGCCUCUUAAUUAUAUUAUUAUUUUGUCCGUUAUCAAAAUAUCAUAAUAAUUAUAUUGCAUAUAAAUCGUAAUACAUAAAUACAUACAUAUUAUUAUUCAUAUGUAUGAAUUGUGAAUAUUUAAGAAUAUAAUAAUAUACAAAAAUUGUUAAAAAUUCAUCUCUUUCCCACCAUAUUGUAUUAAUUUUAUAAUGUCCUGGUUCACAUUCUCUUCAGUUGAAUGAAUUUCUUGAAAUUUUAAGAAACUAUGAGUAACAAAAAUGUUGUUAAAAAAUUAUUUUAAAAAGUUGUUUUGACUAUUUAUAAUAACAAAAUGAUUGAUAAAUAAAACCAGUGAUACAAAAAUGUUACAUUACAACUUCACACUACAAACAAAAAUUUUAAACGAUGGUAACUCUAAAAUUAAUUAAAAUAUUUUAAAAAUUGUAAUAAUUACUUAUUGAAAUAUAUUGAAAUAUCAAACAAUACAAAUUGUUAUAAAAAAAAACAUUUAUAAAUUUCAUAUUUUUUAAAAAAUGAAAUAUAAAGAAUGAACAAUGAAAAGUUGACAAUCGCGGAAUAAGCAAAAAAAGACACGUAGUUAUGUUUUAAGCGUUAACAAAAAAAAAAAAAUUCAUAAAUAUUUGAAAAGUCAUGAAAAUUUUACCAAAAUAAUUUUUAUACAUAAUUAUUAUUAUAUCGUUGAGGAAGACAUAACAUUUUCAAUCUUGAUAUCAUAAACAUUAAUUUUAUUUACACGGCAACUCUUAUUUCAAUAUUUGGCAUAAGUUUCAUUUCCCGAUGCAUUUUAUGCACAAAAUUAUUUGGUUCAGCAAAGGUAAGGGAAAUGUAUGUAUGUUACAAUUGAUAUAAGAGUCAUUUGUGUCGAAUAAACAGAGUUAAUGGUAUUAUAAACACAAACCAAUAUAUGAAUUUAGUUCAUGUCCAUGAUACAUCCUCCAUUAUUUAAAAUGUCUAUUAUUUCUUCUAUUACUUGCUUAUUCCUAUUUGAUAUUUUCCAUUAAAUUUCUGGAAAAAACAUUUUUUCUAAAAAUUUAAAAUAAUUUAAAUUA